Miscanthus lutarioriparius is the source of this 1500-nucleotide messenger RNA. NCBI's taxonomy places the organism in Eukaryota, Viridiplantae, Streptophyta, Magnoliopsida, Poales, Poaceae. The record is from the annotation of a GenBank genome assembly.
AUGCCCAUGGAGAGCGGGAGGAGGCAAGCAGGCGUGGUGGCGAUCGAGUGCGUCGCGGGCGGGUCGCGGGCCGAGGAGUGGGGGCCCGGGAGCAGCGAGACGGUGCAGACGGGGGACGUCGUGGAGGAGCUCCUCAUCGGGGUCGGCAGCCGGGGCGGGCCCGCAUCGCACGCCGCGCCCUUCAAGGGCGGCCGCGCCGCGCUGCAGAAGCUCCUGCACGCGGCCUACAAGCGCGGGGAGACCUCCGUCGAGGUGCGCGUGCGCCGCUCCGCCUCCGCGCAGGGGCAGCAGCGGCAGCUCGUCGCCGGCGGCGACAGCAGCGGGGAGCUGGUGGACGCGGCCACCGAGGCCAGGAUGCAGGCCUGCAUCGUGCCGCAGGAGUCCGUCGGCGGCGGCGGGAUCGGCCGCAGCCGCCAGUACGUGCUCCGCUCCAUCCGCGACCCCAACUACGCCGUCGGCCUCGUCGACCGCAUGGAGAGCGAGUGCACCGCCAUCAGAGGCUCGAGGAGCUCGAGGGUGGUGUGCGCGCUGAGUAAGGCGCAGCUGCAGGACGGCUACGUGUCCUACCCGUGGGAGAAGAAGAUGCGGGAGGUGCUACCAAUGCCCAACUCCAGCAGCUUCCUCUCCUUGCUCAUUCUGCCCAUGGCGCUCGACCGUGCCGGCUCCCGCUACAACUCCGUCGAGGACACCCUGGCCCGCGCCAACGCCUGGAUCCUCUCGUCUCAGGCGUCCGGCGUGCCCAUUGCAUUCUUGAACGUGCAGACAGAGGCCCUUCUCACCAAGAUCUCCGGCGAGACAGCAUCUUCGACGGUCAACUCUGGCUCACUGGCCGACCUCCCGAACCUCGCCAACGCCAGCCUUUAUGGCUUCGAGGACUAUCACGGCGUGGACAUCGGCGUGGUGAAGGCGGUGCGCGUUUGGUACACCGCCGCUGCUGGAGAGAUGCCUGUGGAGAUCAUCCUCGAGGAGGGCGACGCCAGGCUCGGGUUCGCCAUUAGCCGCACUGAAGAGGGCUUCAUCUACGUCUCGUCCGUGGUGGAGAACGACGUCGAGCGCCAGGCACCGUCGAUGCGUUCGGGGCUCCGCGACCUCUAUCGGGAGGCGAAGCGCGCGUCCAAGCUGCUGGUCAUCUCGAGGGUGUCAGGCCAAAAGGUGCUGCCGUGGAUGGUGUCGACUUCCGGCGCCAUCCGGUGCUUCGACACCGUGUCCCUCAGCCAGAAACUGUCCCUGCACCGCCACGCUCUGCGCCCGAUCCUUCUUCACGUGCUCAUGUGGGACGGCAAGUCCGACGCGCCGGCUCGACCAGGCCACGAUCCCUGCCCGCUGCCGCUGCCUUUGCCGUCCCCGGAAUUCGCGGAGUUGCCGCGGCAGAACUCGUUUGCGUGCGUCGAACAGCGGCUGCAGACGGAAGUGGACCCCGGGGUCAUGCACGAGAGGGAUACCGCUGGGGAUGCAUCCUUCAGGUUCCAUAAUUUCUCGCUGCCCAACAACUGGGUCUGA